UGUGUCUGGAGUGCAGGAAUCUGUCGGUAACGGUUGUGUUCAGCGGCGGUUUUCUGCUUCACAAAAUGGACACGUUGAACAAACUGAAGCAGUUUGACGCUUAUCCCAAAACUCUGGAGGAUUUCCGAGUGAAGACCUGGGGAGGAGCGACCGUGACCAUCAUCAGUGGCAUCAUCAUGUUGAUCCUGUUCGUCUCGGAGCUGCAGUACUACCUCACUAAAGAGGUUCAUCCUGAGCUCUACGUCGACACGUCACGAGGAGACAAACUCAAAAUCAACAUCGACGUCAUUUUCCCUCACAUGCCCUGCGCCUACCUCAGUAUAGAUGCAAUGGACGUGGCCGGAGAGCAGCAGCUGGACGUUGAACACAACCUGUUCAAACAGCGUCUGGAUAAAGACCUGAAGCCCGUCACCCUCGAGGCAGAGAAACACGAACUUGGUAAAGCUGACGAUGGUGAAGUGUUUGACCCCACCACACUGGACCCAAACAGAUGUGAGAGCUGCUACGGAGCUGAGACUGAGGACCUGAAGUGCUGUAACACCUGUGAUGACGUGCGGGAGGCGUACCGGCGGCGAGGCUGGGCGUUUAAAAGCGCCGACACCAUCGAGCAGUGUAAGAGAGAGGGCUUCACUCAGAAGAUGCAGGAGCAGAAGAACGAGGGCUGCCAGGUGUACGGCUUCCUGGAGGUCAACAAGGUGGCAGGAAACUUCCACUUUGCUCCAGGGAAAAGUUUCCAGCAGUCUCAUGUCCACGUUCACGACCUGCAGAGCUUCGGCCUUGACAAUAUAAACAUGACUCACCUGAUCAAACACCUGUCGUUUGGUAAAGAUUACCCCGGCAUCGUCAACCCUCUGGACGGGACGGACGUCACGGCGCCACAAGCGUCCAUGAUGUAUCAGUACUUUGUGAAAAUCGUUCCUACGAUCUACGUGAAAACGGACGGAGAGGUGGUGAAAACAAACCAGUUCUCUGUCACCAGACAUGAGAAAGUGGCCAACGGGCUGAUCGGAGACCAGGGUCUGCCGGGAGUCUUUGUUCUGUACGAGCUGUCGCCCAUGAUGGUGAAGUUCACAGAGAAACACAGAUCAUUCACUCACUUCCUGACAGGAGUCUGUGCCAUCAUUGGAGGAGUGUUUACAGUGGCCGGUCUCAUCGACUCUCUCAUCUACCACUCUGCUCGAGUGAUCCAGAAGAAGAUAGAGCUGGGUAAAGCGUCCUAACAGCGUCCCCCACUGUCCUCCACGGUGCAACACAGACCAAGACACGACAGAGACAGCGAGAAGAAGAAGAAGAAGAAGAAGAGGAGGAGGAGGAGGAGGAGGAGGAGGGGCAGACAUCUCUCUCCUUUCCCAGUUUCCUCUCUUUCUCUUCCUCUGGAGAAACAUGGAGACGAUCCUGAUCCUCUGAAGAGACAGAGAUACAGUCAGAGACAGACGUCCACUCAGAGACGCACCCGCUUCUUCAUGGGAACUUCCUGUCCUCCAUCUUGUUUACGUCCUGGUCACUACACUCUGACGGUCUGUUAGACCUGAACCCAGAGUCAGGACCAGAGACCAGCAGAACCUGUACAGGAGCACGGCACCAAGACCUCCAGGUCCAGGUUUCC
Molecule: messenger RNA, 1606 nt
Organism: Seriola dumerili (greater amberjack)
Lineage: Eukaryota; Metazoa; Chordata; Actinopteri; Carangiformes; Carangidae
Gene: ergic3
Product: ERGIC and golgi 3
Exons: 14
Coding region: 66-1220 (384 amino acids)
Biological process (GO): retrograde vesicle-mediated transport, Golgi to endoplasmic reticulum; endoplasmic reticulum to Golgi vesicle-mediated transport
Cellular component (GO): Golgi membrane; COPII-coated ER to Golgi transport vesicle; endoplasmic reticulum
Source: RefSeq, a predicted model, not a curated record